AUGAACCCGUUAUUCGGCCCCAAUCUCUUCCUCCUACAGCAGGAGCAGCAGGGCCUGGCCGGGCCGCUCGGGGCACCCUCGCUGGGGGGCGGCGACUACCUGGGCGGGGGUGCGGAGCUGCCUGCGGGUCCUGCGGCGGCGGCGGCGGCCCCCCCGGGCAUACCCCCGUGGGAGCCGCUAGCGCUGGCCGGCCCGGGCCCGGCGCCCUCGCCGCCGCCCGCCGCCAUGGCCCUCCGCAACGACCUGGGCUCCAACAUCAAUGUGCUGAAGACGCUCAACCUGCGCUUCCGCUGCUUCCUGGCCAAGGUGCAUGAGCUGGAGCGGCGCAACCGGCUGCUGGAAAAGCAGCUGCAGCAGGCUCUGGAAGACGGGCAGCAGGGCCGGCGGGGCCCGGUGCGCCGCGACCAGGCCGUGCAGACCGGCUUCAUCAGCCCCAUCCGACCCCCGGGGCUGCCCCUCGGGGCCUGGCCCGCCGCGCGAGGCCUCGGCUCCCCGGCUCGCUCGCCCGCGGGCCCCCUGGCGCCCACCGCGUCAGGCGUCUCGUCGUCGCCCGCCGGCGCGCUCGCCCCGGCAUCUGUCUCGUCCCACUCCACGGCUACAUCCGCCCCCUAUUCCUCGUCGGCCCGCUUCAUGCCCGGCACCAUCUGGUCCUUCUCGCACGCCCGUAGGCUCGGGCCGGGACUGGAGCCUACCCUGGUGCAGGGGCCUGGCCUGUCGUGGGUGCACCCCGACGGCGUGGGGGUGCAGAUCGACACCAUCACCCCCGAGAUCCGGGCCCUCUAUAACGUGCUGGCCAAGGUGAAGCGGGAGCGGGACGAGUACAAGCGGAGGUGGGAAGAGGAGUAUACAGUUCGGGUCCAGCUGCAAGAGCGUGUGAAUGAGCUUCAGGAGGAAGCCCAAGAAGCUGAUGCCUGCCAGGAAGAACUGGCAAUGAAAGUGGAGCAACUCAAAGCUGAGUUGGUGGUCUUCAAGGGACUCAUGAGUAAUAACCUGACUGAACUGGACACAAAGAUCCAGGAGAAAGCCAUGAAGGUGGAUAUGGACAUCUGCCGCCGCAUAGACAUUACUGCCAAACUGUGUGAUGUGGCCCAGCAGCGCAACUGUGAAGACAUGAUCAAGAUGUUCCAGAAGAAGCUGUCUCUGCACUUGUCUCCCAUUAAGGUCCCAUCCAUGGGGGGGCGGAAGCGGGAUCGAAAACCUGUCAUCGAGGAGGACACCUCCCUGUCUGAGAGUGAUGGGCCCCACCAACCUGAUGGGGAUGAGGAUGAGAGCACAGCCCUCAGCAUCAAUGAGGAGAUGCAGCGUAUGCUCAACCAGCUGCGGGAAUAUGAUUUUGAAGAUGACUGUGACAGCCUGACUUGGGAGGAGACCGAGGAGACACUGCUGCUCUGGGAGGAUUUCUCAGGCUAUGCCAUGGCAGCUGCGGAGGCCCAGGGAGAGCAGCAGGAGGACAGUCUGGAGAAAGUGAUUAAGGACACAGAAUCUCUGUUCAAAACCCGGGAGAAGGAAUACCAGGAGACCAUCGACCAGAUAGAGCUGGAACUGGCCACAGCCAAGAAUGACAUGAAUCGACACCUGCAUGAGUACAUGGAAAUGUGCAGUAUGAAGCGGGGUCUUGAUGUGCAGAUGGAAACCUGCCGUCGGCUCAUCACCCAGUCUGGAGAUCGAAAGUCUCCUGCUUUCUCUGCGGUCCAACCUAAUGAACCACCACCAAGUGAGACGGACGACUCAGAUCGUGAUCUCUCCUCUGAUAGCUCCAUGAGAUAGGGGGUUUGCCUCCAUCCUAGGUUCUCCUUGACACACCUUCCCCACCAGGAAAAUGCCAUGCACCGGAGAUGGGGGAAAGCAGAUGUCACUUGUACCUUGAGUCUGGGGGAAAGAUGAUUCCUUAGCCCUUCCUCCUGGGGGAGGGGGUGACCUGUUACAGAAUAAGAAUACUUGUACCAUUGCACCAAACAAACCCAGUCCUAGGGUGCUGGGGAGCGCUGCUCCCUUAUUUCUUCCUCAUUGCCCCCAAUUUUCUGUGGUGGGUUCUGGGCUCACAUCAGACUCUCAACAAAGAGUGGGGCAUUCCUGAGUCUUCAGUAACAGUGCCCACGGCUGCCUCAUAUUGAGAAGUAUUAACCAGAUGUAGAUAGUGUGGUCCCUUACAUCCUCCAUCAUUCUGUGAAACAGAUUUCACACUGCUGCUGCCUAGUCAGAUGACUGUCUCUUGACCCCAUACUGGUGCUAACUGGCCCAUGUACUGGUAUAAACUGGACCAAGCCAGAAGUCUCAGGGCCAGUAAAAUAUGCUUAGUAUGGAGGAAAGUAGGGCUAAAGAUUGGGGGCUCUGCCAUUCCCCAUGUCUGUUACAGGUUCUGUUGCUGGCUGCAGUGUGUACAAUGUGUGGGUGUGUUUUCUUCUCCCAUAGAGAUACCAUAUAUUAAAAGGGCCUUGCUACGCCA
Molecule: messenger RNA, 2446 nt
Organism: Trichosurus vulpecula (common brushtail)
Lineage: Eukaryota; Metazoa; Chordata; Mammalia; Diprotodontia; Phalangeridae
Gene: IFFO1
Product: intermediate filament family orphan 1
Exons: 10
Coding region: 1-1767 (588 amino acids)
Source: RefSeq, a predicted model, not a curated record